This is a messenger RNA of Adineta steineri, 1251 nucleotides long. The record is from the annotation of a GenBank genome assembly. NCBI's taxonomy places the organism in Eukaryota, Metazoa, Rotifera, Eurotatoria, Adinetida, Adinetidae.
AUGGUUUUCAUUAUUAAUCGAAUAGUACUUGAUACACCUUCAACUUGGAAUCGAACUCGUUUUGAAGCUACUCGUACUAAAUAUCGACAAGCUCGAAAAUUAAUCGAAACUAGUAUUAAUGUACAAUUUGCAAAACAACUCAAAGAUGUUUGUUUACAAAAUAACAUUAUUAAAAAAACUAUAAUUGAAAUUGAUCAAAAUUUAUUUGAACAUAGAAAUAAACUUCAUAUAUUUGAUAAUCUAACUGAAUUAGCUGUACAAUCAUUACCAAAUCAUUUAAAUAAACGUAUAGAAAAUAUUCGUCAUAUUCUUAAAAAACAUUGUAAUGCUAUUAAAAAAGUCUUACAUGAAGAAAAUGAAUAUUGGAAAGUGAUGCAUUCUACUAUUACAUCGAAUAAUUUUCGAGCAACUAACAAGAACAAGAAUCAUUUAAAGCUAUCUAAUAAAAAUUCGUCGAUUAAAAAUGAACGCAUUAGUAUUGUUUUACUUCAGAGAAAAUCGAAUCAAAUUCUUCCUUGUGUUAAUGAAACAUAUAUUGUUAAUCAUGAAGAAUCUCCAAAUAUAUAUUCUUCAGAAUUAUCUUUCAAACAAACUCAAGUACUACCAAUAUAUACAGAACCAAAUCUUCCAAUUCCAAUUAAUUUUUCUGCAACCAUUCUUCAGGAAGAAGGAGAAGAAUCUCCAUCAAUUAGAGAUAUAACUUCAUCAUUUGAUCAAAAUCAAACAGAUCAAGAAUGUUUAGAAUUUAUGGAACCAAAAAUAAUGCUCGAUCGACUUACUCAUACAGAUCUUCUUAAAUAUGGUAUUAAUGAUACUCAUUUUCAACAUCAAGAUUCUUUCGACAUUCCAGAACCACUAUCUAAACGUCAAACACGUUCGAGGAAAAAAACGAAAUCAGAAUCAAUUCGUAAAAGAAAAACUCGAAAACGAAAACAAUCAAAAUCAGAAAAUACUAUUACUUUACGUAAACGAAAAUCCGUUUCAAUUAUUAAACCUGAACGUCCGACACUUAGACAACGAAGGAAUAAUAAAACUAAGAAAAAUAAUAUAUCAAUUCGAGAACCAUCUCCACUACCUAUUAUUGAUCCAUCUAAUCACUACAGAAAUCGUUUUUCAACACGUUUUCAGCGAUUGAAUGAUAUUACAUUAUCAAUGGUUAACAUCGAUAGUAAUGAUGAUAAUACCGAAUUAAAUUAUGAUUGUCGAUCUCGGAAGAAAUCUAGUAGAUUAAUAAGAUCUAAAAAAGAUUAA